Messenger RNA from Strongylus vulgaris, 688 nucleotides. The record is from the annotation of a GenBank genome assembly. Lineage: Eukaryota; Metazoa; Nematoda; Chromadorea; Rhabditida; Strongylidae.
GUCUUAUUGUAAGCACAGUUAUUGAACUAUUCAAUAACCAAACCUAUAUGGGUGUCAGUAGCGAACAUAUCCCACUUUGUGUUGUGAUUAUAACAAUGGGCUUUUGCGCUCUUGGCUUUUUCGGCAAUGCAAUGAUUGUUUUUGCAACUCUCAAAUCGCCAAGAUUGAGGAAUCGCUGUAAUCUACUCAUUUGCAGCUUAGCCUUUGCAGAUCUAAUCGUUUGUGUGUACUUAAUGCAUAUGCGCAUAAACUUACUUCGAGGAUGGAAUUUUUGUAAAAAUAGUGAAUGUUAUCUCGUCGCUAUGUAUGGCUUGUUUGCUAUGAAUAUUGAGUCCGGUGUGGGACUCGUUUUGGGAAUUGACAGACUUAUUGCUGUAGUAUGGCCGGAGAGAGGUUUGCGUAAUUGCGCCAAUGACGAUUGUGACCCAAACCAACGAAGCCUGGUUGCUAAGCCGUUGACUAGAAGUUAUAGAUAUAUUAAUCUACCAAAGCUGCUUUAUGUGACAAUGAUGGCAACUGUUUUUAUCUAUUCUGUCUUUGUGACGCUUUUUGGCUACUGGUAUUCAACAGGUAGGUUUCUGCGCAAUGUACCAAUGCUGUACCAAUUACUACAUGUGUUCAAAAUCGGCUACACAGAUAGCCAAAAGAAUAGGAAACAAAGCUGCCACUUUGUGUGCUUGAUUUAAAU